This is a messenger RNA of Phalacrocorax carbo (great cormorant), 1953 nucleotides long. The record is from RefSeq and is a predicted model, not a curated record. Lineage: Eukaryota; Metazoa; Chordata; Aves; Suliformes; Phalacrocoracidae.
AUGCUAUACCCUGCCCCAAAUUCACUGAUAGCACUGCAGGAAAGAGAAACCAAGAAACCAAUGUCGCGCCCUGAAAAGGAGCCGGGCCGGCGGCGGCGAGGCCGCGAAGAGCAUCAGUGCCCUCUAGUGCCCGCCCGGCCCCGCCGCUUCCCCGCCGCCAGCCCCGGGCCGAGCCCCGCUGCGAGAGAGCCCCGGGCCGAGCCCCCCCCACUGCGAGAGAGCCCCGGGCCGAGCCCCCCCCCUGCGAGAGAGCCCCGGCCGAGCCCCCCCUGCGAGAGAGCCCCGGGCCGAGCCCCGCUGCGAGAGAGCCCCGGGCCGAGCCCCCCCCCCUGCGAGAGAGCCCCGGGCCGAGCCCCGCUGCGAGAGAGCCCCGGGCCGAGCCCCGCUGCGAGAGAGCCCCGGGCCGAGCCCCCCCUGCGAGAGAGCCCCGGGCCGAGCCCCCCCUGCGAGAGAGCCCCGGGCCGAGCCCCCCCCUGCGAGAGAGCCCCGGGCCGAGCCCCGCUGCGAGAGAGCCCCGGGCCGAGCCCCCCCCACUGCGAGAGAGCCCCGGGCCGAGCCCCCCCCUGCGAGAGAGCCCCGGGCCGAGCCCCCCCCUGCGAGAGAGCCCCGGGCCGAGCCCCCCCCCUGCGAGAGAGCCCCGGCCGAGCCCCCCCUGCGAGAGAGCCCCGGGCCGAGCCCCCCCCACUGCGAGAGAGCCCCGGGCCGAGCCCCCCCCCUGCGAGAGAGCCCCGGCCGAGCCCCCCCUGCGAGAGAGCCCCGGGCCGAGCCCCGCUGCGAGAGAGCCCCGGGCCGAGCCCCCCCCCCUGCGAGAGAGCCCCGGGCCGAGCCCCGCUGCGAGAGAGCCCCGGGCCGAGCCCCGCUGCGAGAGAGCCCCGGGCCGAGCCCCCCCUGCGAGAGAGCCCCGGGCCGAGCCCCCCCCCUGCGAGAGAGCCCCGGGCCGAGCCCCGCUGCGAGAGAGCCCCGGGCCGAGCCCCCCCCACUGCGAGAGAGCCCCGGGCCGAGCCCCCCCCUGCGAGAGAGCCCCGGGCCGAGCCCCCCCCUGCGAGAGAGCCCCGGGCCGAGCCCCCCCUGCGAGAGAGCCCCGGGCCGAGCCCCCCCUGCGAGAGAGCCCCGGGCCGAGCCCCCCCCUGCGAGAGAGCCCCGGGCCGAGCCCCCCCCUGCGAGAGAGCCCCGGGCCGAGCCCCCCCCCUGCGAGAGAGCCCCGGGCCGAGCCCCGCUGCUACGGCGGUGCCCCCACGGCCGCCUCCGGCGGACCUGUUGAGCAAGGCGGAGCGACUGCAAGGCUCAGCGCCGGCGGAAUGGCUUCCGCAAAUCCCGGCUCCUGGAGCAAAAUCUCUCCUCUGGGAGCAUCCUGUGCAAAUUUGCUACCCUUCGACUGCCUGGCCCCUUCGGGGGGCCCGCCGGCCGCCUCCGCGCCGAGCUGCGGCAGAGCCGCGCACCGCGCCCGCCCCGCCGCUGCCCGCGCCCCGCUGCCCACCUGCCCGUCCCCGCCGCACGCCCCAGCCCCGCGGCUGCGGUCAAGUUUCUGGUGCACACGCACGCAUCCUCCCGCUCGCUCCUCUCGCUCUGAGCUACGGGGGACCACCAUUCCCCCAGCCAGCCCGCUCCUUCCCUUUCCCCCCGGCCAAGCCGCCUCCGCGCCCGGCGGCAGCGCGCCCUGCACCCCGCCGCCCUGCUCACCCAAGGCAACUCCGGCGCAGGCGUGCCCCGCUGCUCCCCGCGGCUGGCCGGGGGUCCCCGCGGCUGUCCGGGGGUCCCCGGGGAUCCCCGGGGCAGGCGGCUGCGGCCGCCGCUUACCUGCGGGUCCAGCGGGGCUGGCUGCUUCCCUUGGCCACCUCCGGAGGAGGGCGAGGAGGCAAGUCCCAUUCACAACUAGACACCGAGCAGACACGACAGCAUCUUCAGCCUAUUACACUCCACUGGCAGCGGCUGCUGAAUGAGGCUCCGAGCUAG